Molecule: messenger RNA, 1137 nt
Organism: Carassius auratus (goldfish)
Lineage: Eukaryota; Metazoa; Chordata; Actinopteri; Cypriniformes; Cyprinidae
Product: NKAP-like protein
Exons: 2
Coding region: 62-349 (95 amino acids)
Biological process (GO): regulation of gene expression
Cellular component (GO): nucleus
Molecular function (GO): chromatin binding
Source: RefSeq, a predicted model, not a curated record
UGUGCCUUGUCUUGUUUCCCAUAGUUUUGGCCAUGCUUUGCUGCAAGGAGAAGGUGCAGCCAUGUCAGAGUUUGUCAAAGCAGGAAAGCGUAUUCCAAGAAGAGGUGAAAUCGGUUUGACUAGUGAUGAGAUUGCAGAGUUUGAGAAAUGUGGCUAUGUCAUGAGUGGAAGCAGACAUCGGCGUAUGGAGGCUGUGUGUCUGAGAAAGGAAAACCAGAUCUACAGUGCUGAUGAGAAGAGGGCGCUUGCUUCCUUUAACCAAGAGGAAAGAAGAAAGAGGGAGAGCAAAAUCCUUUCUAGCUUCAGGGAAAUGGUGUACAGAAAAACUAAAGGCAAAGACGAGAAGUAGUCUGUCCUGCAGAAUUAUAUUUUCAUUUGGAAUAUAAUUUUUUUUUCUUUUCAAAAGGAAAAAGACAACAUAAAAUGUGAAUAAGGAUCAGAUUUUACUUAAUUUAUUUUUGUUUGCUUGGGCAUCCUCCUGUACAGGACACAGUAAACUAAAUUUUAUAUGUAUGUAUCUUUUCUUACAAACAAGAAAUAAACUGAUCAGUAGAACUCAAACCAUUAACCGCUGAAAUACAAUUCAUGUAAUGUGUUGCAUCUAAAUAAAAAUGGUUAUGUGUUUCAGUCAUGCUGGAAGGGUCAUUAAAGAGGAGAAUUGGCCUUUAAAGAUAACCCUGCAUUUAACCUUGUAAGGAUAGCUAAAUAUAGUUUUAGUUUUUUUAUGUUUCUCUAGUUUUAAAAAUUGCCAACAAUAAGUUUUUCUUUUUAAGAAUUCUUAUUUUUAUGUAGACUGGUGUAGUACGUAAUGUGCAUUACGUACAAUGUAUGUAUGUGCAUUGCUCGGUCUCUGUAAAAACUUUAAUAAAAUAAAAAAUGCAGGGAUUGAAGUUCACAUUGAAGUGACAGAGUGAUCUGAUAAAAUGUUUUAUGGUCAACUAAAUUCUGGGAUCAAAAUUAAGCCCAAUUACUAUUAAUUAAACCUCAGUUAACUGGGGAAAGGAAUCGUGAACGUAAUACAGUAAAAUGUGCAAACAAAACAUUCAAAUGUAUAUUCCCACCAAUAUAAACAUAUACACAAAAAAGACAACAGCAAGCCAGUCCAUAAUUUAAAGAUAACAUUUUAAUAGACGACUG